GUUACCAGGAAGUGUUUCUUAGCGGAUGGCAUUUGCUGGGCGGGUUCUGUUUGCGCUGUCCAAUCAGAGUUAGUGUUGCGAUGCUGUACGUCUUGCCCGUGAAGGAGCAGCACGCAGAGGGCUAGUGUGGCAGGAGCGCAGCAGAAGUUCUAAAAGGAACAGAAUGGAGCUGGGAAAAGGGAAACUCCUGAGAAGUGGCCUCAAUGCCCUCUAUCAAGCAGUCCAUCCAGUGCAUGGUUUGGCCUGGACAGAUGGUCGGCAGGUUGUAUUGAUGGUCUUACACCUCAACAACAAAGAGCCCCAAUUUGGCAACUCUAUUGUUAUUGGGCAGUUUGAGCAUGUGCAUCGUCUUUACUGGGGGCCGUUCCUGGCGAAUGAUAGCCCUGCUUUGUUGGCUGUCCAACACAAGAAGCACGUCACUGUUUGGCAACUGUGUUACAGCCCCUUGGACAAGAACAAACUAGUGGUGUCCCAAACAUGUGAGAUCGGAGACCCGUACCCCGUCCUGCCCCAAGGUUGCACAUGGCAUCCCAGCAAAGAUAUCUUAGUUGUUGUAACGAAACGGGACGUGUCUGUCUUGUACGCUGUGCGUUAUGAGAAUUCCAGCGUGAAAGCGGACAUUAAAAGUAGCGGCCUUAUUCACUGCGCCUGUUGGACUAAGGAUGGCAGUCGCUUAGUUGUAGCUAUUGGUAGUGCUCUGCAUUCCUACAUAUGGGAUAGCAAGCAGAAAACCUUAAACGCGUGUGCGUUUUGUCCUGUGUUUGACGUUGGAGGCUACAUUUGCGCCAUUGAGUCUACAGUCGAUUCACAAGUCGCUGUGUCCACGGAACUUCCUUUAGAUCGGAUCUGUGCUUUAAAUGCAGGUGUUGCUUUCGAUGUGCCAGCCUCUUCCGAGAUAACCAUCUCUAAUCAACCAGGUUUCUUAUUGAUGGAUGAAGAAUUCUCUAUGGAUGGUGUCCAAAAGUCAGCUGACUCUGGAUCUUUGACAACACACUCUCUGGCAACGUCACCUGCUACUGUAGAUCUCAGCCACAUCGUAAAUCACUCAAAAGUAGACCUGAAUUUCCUUCUUAACCUGAAAAAGAAGGAUUAUCUCACGGGUAGUGGGCAUGAUUCAUCGCAUUUGAUCCUUGUGAGCUUUGAGAAGAAAGUGACCACCACUCGGAGAGUUAACAUUCCUGGUAUUUUAGUUCCAGACAUAUUGGCGUUUGAUCCUACUGCGCAUAUCGUUGCUGUUGCUUCGAACUCCUGUAGCGCAGUUUUGGUGUAUUCUCUCUCUUCCUCCAGCGUGCCUAACCUUCAACAAAUUCCGCUAGAGAAGAACGAGAGGCCGAAAGGAUUGUGUUUUCUUACCGAUAAGAUGUUGCUCGUGUUAGUAGGAAGGCAGAAAACCAGCGACCCAGCUUUCCUGCCUUCCUCCAGCUCAGACAAAUACUUGAUCCGUUUGAUGGUCAAAAAAGUGUUGAAUGAUGAGGAUUCUUCUGCCUCCUCCGGUGGGAAUACGAGUGUACAGGCUAGCAAUGACUCUUGUAUGAGCAUACAAGGCACAAAGAAAAUGGUAGAGUCCCUCUACAAGGAGAGUCCGUCUACUCAUCAUGAGCUGCUGAUACCAAGUGGCACAGCACCACAUACUUAUUUGCGGAAGAAGAAAUUGAUAGAAGAAAUUAGAAGCUACAGUGGUGAUCAGAGUCCAACAUCCAGUGCUAAUGAGUUUGAUGAUAAAAGGAACAGACUCAGAGUAGAAAGCUUUGACACUGAGCCAAAGAAUCGCUCUGUCAUUCUUGGCCUUGACAUGGACAAGAAGCCCCUUAGCAGGCGAACGUCCCCAAAGUGCCAAAAGAGCAGCCCACCCAACUUCAUACAACAAAACACUGUCUCUCCACAGCAGGAAAUCCUCAGCAUAUCUAGAAAUGUGGAAAGGCUUUGCUGUAAUUUUGCACAUUUACAGCAGCAUCUUUCAGAGCUGACGGACAUCACAAGGAACGGAAAAAGGCCUUCAUCAGCAUCGUACCUACUGUAUAGACAAGCUCCUUAUGUGACAGUGGUGUGCCAGGACGCCUACAAUCCAGAGGGGCCUGCAAUGAAAAGAAACAUACUGCUGUGUGAAAACAAGCUGCGCCUGAGUACUGUCCAAGAGCUUUUCGGCCUCUCUUUAAUAGAAAUGCUGCUGGGUCCCUCGCUGUGGAUUAUCCUGACCGGAGACAGUGAAGGUUUUAUCCCCUUAACGUUUUUAGCUAAUCAAGAGAUAACCAUCAGAGAUGCCAGGAUUUCUGUCACGCACUCACCACUGUGCAUGGACAGGAAUAACUCCCUGCAGCCUUCCAGCAGCGUCACAUAAUGUUGAAACUGUCCAGCAACUGCAGGCAACCAGAUGCAACCAUAUCGACAAUAAAUGAUUUUAAUUACUUAUUUUGGAAGUGUCACGUACAAAGCUCCCAGUUUAUAAGCCAUCGUUUUUAAGGGCGGUCAAAGAACGAAGCAAGCCAUUCCGGUGGAUCUGUAUCCAUGGGGUUAUCCAUGUUACUGUAAUGAGGAGGUGACAAUUGCAGAGAAAGUGAUGACGUCACCAUAAACCGAGCCAGUCUAUUAAUCCUGCACUGAAAGCAAUAAUACAGGGAAAUAGCUGUUUCCAUAUUUAAAUCAGGAAUAUAUUCCGAGGGGUGCCACAUGCAGUGGUAUAUUCCCCAGACACGGUCACCACCUAAUAUUGGAGGUUUAGGUUCACUGUAAGUACAGUACUUGAAACUUUCUGUACAGUUUGUGAAUGAUUGCGUCAUUAAAUGAAGAUUUACCUUU
This is a messenger RNA of Xenopus laevis (African clawed frog), 2796 nucleotides long. RefSeq names its product WD repeat and coiled coil containing S homeolog (gene wdcp.S). The record is from RefSeq and is a predicted model, not a curated record. The transcript has 4 exons. NCBI's taxonomy places the organism in Eukaryota, Metazoa, Chordata, Amphibia, Anura, Pipidae. Gene Ontology annotation, molecular function: kinase binding. Bases 164 to 2338 code for a protein of 724 amino acids.